Messenger RNA from Prunus avium (sweet cherry), 636 nucleotides. The record is from RefSeq and is a predicted model, not a curated record. Lineage: Eukaryota; Viridiplantae; Streptophyta; Magnoliopsida; Rosales; Rosaceae.
CACAAUAUUUCCAAAUUGCAUUUUCCCAACCAUGGCCGAGAACUCCAAAUCCCUCCUCAUGUCCUUAACUAUUCUCUUCUUCAUAACCAUGGUCACUUCAAAAUCACCAAACUUCUCUCAAAACCCAUCUCUACAAGCACUUGGCCUCAACAAGCAAGAGAAGCUAAGCCACCUCCACUUCUACUUCCAUGACAUUGUCAGCGGUCCAAACCCUACUGCCAUUUGGGUUGCCCAAACACCCACAUCCAAAAAAUCCCCAACCCUAUUUGGCUCCAUAGCCAUGUUUGAUGACCCAUUAACCGUGGGCCCCGAAAAAAGCUCCAAGCUUGUGGGAAGAGCACAAGGGAUUUAUGGGUCUGCUUCACAAAGUGAGGAUGCUUUGUUGAUGACCAUGAACUUGGCUUUUGUUGAAGGUAAGUUUAAUGGGAGCAGCCUUAGUGUUUUUGGUCGAAACGCGGUGGUUGAAGCUGUGAGAGAGAUGUCAAUUGUUGGUGGAAGUGGGGUUUUUCGGUUUGCUCGUGGCUAUGUUCAGGCAAGGACUCUCAAGUUCAAUGCAACAAGUGGAGAUGCUCUUGUUGAAUAUGAUGUGUUUGUUUUCCACUAUUGACUUUUUGUUUGCUGCUUUGCUUUGUUUUC